This is a messenger RNA of Toxorhynchites rutilus septentrionalis, 3077 nucleotides long. RefSeq lists its product as uncharacterized. NCBI's taxonomy places the organism in Eukaryota, Metazoa, Arthropoda, Insecta, Diptera, Culicidae. Bases 1174 to 2826 code for a protein of 550 amino acids. The transcript is spliced from 2 exons. The record is from RefSeq and is a predicted model, not a curated record.
ACAUUCCUCUUGAGACCACCUUGAAUCGCCAACUCGACCGAUUGCAGCAACAUCAGCGGCAAUUGGCGGAAACAAUCAUUUCAUUGGAACCAGAACAUCAACAAACAGCGCGAUCAUCAUCCCACCAGUAAGACACAUCAUCGUUCGCUUUAUCGCGAACCCAACUCCACACGCAGCGCGGACGCGAUAGAAGAGAAUGCAGAAUCAGCAUCAACGAUAACGGGACACCGAGUGCACGCUUUCGAUUCCCAGAAAAUAGUAUCUUUGUAUAAACUAAGAAAUCGGCAGGCCUCUGUAUAAGGAAAUGAAAUAAAGUUAGUCUAGAUUUAGCGACCAUCGAAAACGGUUUGACAUUUUUAGUUUUUAAAAACUCCGAAGUUCAUGGAGGGAACUUAACUGGCGCAGUCUUUGUGGAUUAGUUAAACGCGUUCCGCGAGUGAUUAAUGUGAGAAAAAACCGGCGUAUUCCAUCGAAAGGACAUCGAAGGAAAAAGCAUCAUCAAGAGGAUAUUGAUGAUUUGAGGACCUCCAACAGAAGCACCCGGAAUCAGCGUUGAACCUACACUAUCGAGGGGACAUCGAUAAAUAAAUUAGGCACACGACCCGGUAAAAUUCUGGAAAAUCAACAAGGACCACACAAUAUCCAUUAUACAUUCAUUAUAUAACCACACAAUAUUCAUUAUACACAUCUCAUAAAAAACAGAAGAAUUGUUUUGAAACGCGUAACCUGCGACUAACAUAUGAAAAAUAGAGAACAGAACAAUUUUUCAAAAUUGAAUAAAAUAAAAUUAAAUAACUUAACAAACACACUAAUAUUUCAUUUUUUUUGCAGGUAUUCUUAUUCAUCAGAAAAAAUUGUGUAAAGGGGAGAGAAAAUAAAGUAAAUAAAUAAUAAUAAAUUCAAACAGAAAGGUAAUAAAAAAAAAAAUAAGUAUGUAAUAUUCCUCAGAUACAGUAUUUUAUAUAAAAUUCACGAAAUUUGUCAACAAGAAAAUAUCUCGAAUUCAUGCAAUUUCAAAAUUAUACUUUUUCUAAAGCAACAACUAUAUUGAUAAUAACAUUUACUAACAUUUAUCUUAAGUGAAUAAAAUACAUUGUAAUUUUAUUUCUUCAAAUUCCUCAUAUCAAAACAAAACAAAAAAAAACACAACUCUUUAUAUUACUAUCUGAUCAAAUGUAUAGGAAAAUGUUACGGAAUAUACUGAUAGCAUGGCUGACAGCUCUCACCCAAAUACACAGUGAUCCAAUUUUAAAUAUCGUGGAUCUUGGAAAUAACCCAAUAGUGUUAAUCAAACAAAUUAAUUGCAAAAUACAGACUGGAACAAUAAACAUUAUACAUCCAAUCAACUUAGAUCAAAUUGAGGAAAGCGCAGAACUUGUAACAGCAAAAUUUUAUGCUCAACUAACAUUAACUAACCCAUUGCACGAAGUUAUAAAAUUCCGAAUCAAAAAGCUGUACUCGUCCCUCUACGCAUUAAAACCACAAAAAGCGCACCGACAAAAGAGAUGGGAUACAAUAGGCACCGCGUGGAAAUGGAUCGCCGGUUCACCUGAUGCACAGGACCUGAGAAUAAUCAAUUCAUCCAUGAAUGACCUCACCAAUCAGAAUAAUCAACAAUAUCAAAUCAACGAAAAUAUCAACAACCGAAUUACCCAACUGACACAGGCGAUUAAUCAAAUAGCUAGUUCAAUAAAUAACAGUACGAAAGAAUUGGAUAUUUUACAAGCAGUUACCACGAUGUUGAACGUUGAUAUUGUCAAUGAACUUUUAGAUAACAUUCAAGAAGCAAUCGCACUCACCAGAAUUUCUGUCAUCAAUAACAAAAUUCUAACAACACGUGAAAUAAAUGUGAUCAAAUCUGCUCUUCAGGACCAAGGAGUAGAAAUCAACUUUCCGGACGAAGCGCUACAAUUUGUCACACCCAAAAUUGCCGUCAAUAAUGGAGACUUACUGUGCAUUCUGCACGUUCCCGAAUUGGAAAACUCUACAUCUACAAUUACAAGAAUUUUUCCGCUCAUCGUAAACGAUCAAGUUAUCAAAACCUACCCAAGCCACGUAAUACGACAUGGGCCGAAACUCUUCAAAACCAGUAAACCUGAAGAUUUUGUACAAAGAUCAUCCUACAUUGACGAAAUCGAAGAUGACUGUAUCAAACCAAUCAUACUCGGAAAGGAGUCUCGCUGCAUCUCAAUUUUCAAGAAUGACACAAUACAGCAGUUGAUCAACGAAAACACUAUAUUAAUCUCAAACGCCCGAAACCAGACACUCAAAUCCAACUGUGGACCCGAUGAUAGAACUAUCACCGGAAAUUUCAUAAUCAAAUUCGCAAAUUGUACAGUCAAGUUCAACGGUCAUAAGUUUCAAAAUUCAGAAAUAAUCGGUGAAACCGAAGUUCUGUACGGAGCACUUUAUAACACUCUAAUUCACUGGACAUUACAAAAAGAGCAUGACAUUACAGAAAUACGCGACACAGCGAUUAUCAACAGACAGAAAUUAGAUCACAUUCAUUUACGACAGAAUAGUCUUCGUUUCAGUCUAUGGACAACAUUCGGAGGAAUUUCUUUGUCAAUAGUGAUUUGCUUCAUAGCCGUAAUUCUUUGUAUAAAGAAUAUUAACAUUUGCCCAGUAUUAAAACUUGGAAGAUCAAAAUUAAACAUCGAUCCGAGACGGCUCGAACUAAAGGAGGGAGAAGUUAACAUUCCUCUUGAGACCACCUUGAAUCGCCAACUCGACCGAUUGCAGCAACAUCAGCGGCAAUUGGCGGAAACAAUCAUUUCAUUGGAACCAGAACAUCAACAAACAGCGCGAUCAUCAUCCCACCAGUAAGACACAUCAUCGUUCGCUUUAUCGCGAACCCAACUCCACAUGCAGCGCGGACGCGAUAGAAGAGAAUGCAGAAUCAGCAUCAACGAUAACGGGACACCGAGUGCACGCUUUCGAUUCCCAGAAAAUAGUAUCUUUGUAUAAACUAAGAAAUCGGCAGGCCUCUGUAUAAGGAAAUGAAAUAAAGUUAGUCUAGAUUUAGCGACCAUCGAAAACGGUUUGACAUUUUUAGUUUUUAAAAACUCCGAAGUUCA